AUGGUACAAGAGCGUCUCGCCGUGCUCAGCAUGAAUAUCUUCUGUCGUCCUGAGGGCAUCCACAGUGGUCAGUGGUUUCAUACAGGUGAUUAUAAAGAUCUUCGCAUUGCGCUGUUACUUCGCAAGAUGGCCAAGUUUGAUGUCGUUAUUCUUCAAGAAAUGUUUGAAGCUGGAGUGCGACACCAACGUUUUGUACGAAAAGCAUAUGCUAUGGGCUUUCGCUAUCACUGUGGCUCUGUGUGGCCAAAGUUACUCGACCUACGUCUUAUUGAUGGAGGACUCUUGAUCCUCAGUCGUUACCCCAUUGUACAGCGCGAUCAGCUUGCGUUCUCACAAGGUUCUGGUAGUGACGGAAUGUGUGCUAAGGGUGUGCUUUACGCUCGCAUUCAACUCUCACCACAUCUCUCACAUUCACUUCACGUGUUCACUACCCAUACACAAGCUGGGGACAACUUGAAAGACUACAAUAUUCGUCUCGCACAGCUCGAGGAAAUGCAUAAAUUUAUUGGUCAAACGAUCCACGAAAAUCUUGGAGGGCCUAUUCUUAUCACGGGAGAUUUUAAUCUUGAUGCUCGACAUGAUCUUAUCCAUGACUUCAAAACCGGAUCUGUGACCUCAAUACGAUGUCGAGAAAGCAAAGUGUACCAGCAACUUAUUGAAAACCUCGAGCGUGUAGUGAAACAAGCGAGACAAAAAUCUGCGGUAGAAGCAUGUUCGGACACUUUGGUCAUUGAUCUGAUGAAACGAUGUGAUACGACAAAAUUGGGCGAUGAACUCCACCCUAUCACGAAUGGAGACGGCCAUUCAUCACUUGUUCAUCUAUCAGAUCCUUUAUCGCUCGAUAAGGAUGGCAAGUGCAUUGAUUACAUGUUUUUUAUUCCAGGGGAUGCUCAAACAGAUCAGAAGCAUCUUGAUAGUACACCGUUUCAAUUUACAUUAGAGGAAAUGGGUACAACAGUGGAUCAUUGUACGGUCAAAGACCUUUUUGACAGUAAGAACGAUGACGAUCAGGUGACACAACGCCUACAUCAAUUAGAUGUGCAUCCAGUCACGCACUUGUCUGACCACUAUGGACUACGUGCCAACUUCCUCCUGGAACUAACGAAUCUGAAGUGUCCAGACGGUUUACCGGUGGGAAAGAACGAGCCAAUUGCUUCAGUAUUGCAACUUUACUUUCCUCAAAGUGCCUAUGCGCAACAACCUCAACGUCUCUGGAAGUUGAAGCUUGCUUUCGCACUAUUUCUAAUUCUUGCCUCGACUAGCAUCGUCAUUUUCCUUUUCGUUUGUUCUAUAUUGCGCUUUAUUACAUAA
This is a messenger RNA of Plasmopara halstedii, 1311 nucleotides long. RefSeq names its product Endonuclease/exonuclease/phosphatase. Gene Ontology annotation, cellular component: cytoplasm; extracellular region. Gene Ontology annotation, molecular function: sphingomyelin phosphodiesterase activity. The coding region runs from base 1 to 1311 and encodes 436 amino acids. Lineage: Eukaryota; Oomycota; Peronosporomycetes; Peronosporales; Peronosporaceae. The transcript is spliced from 2 exons. The record is from RefSeq and is a predicted model, not a curated record.